Phyllostomus discolor (pale spear-nosed bat) is the source of this 3654-nucleotide messenger RNA. RefSeq names its product family with sequence similarity 219 member A (gene FAM219A). The record is from RefSeq and is a predicted model, not a curated record. The transcript is spliced from 7 exons. NCBI's taxonomy places the organism in Eukaryota, Metazoa, Chordata, Mammalia, Chiroptera, Phyllostomidae. Bases 401 to 982 code for a protein of 193 amino acids.
UCCCGGACCCGGAAGUGGAGUUGCCGAGUCACCGCAGUGGCUGAGCUGCUGACAGGAGGCGGCGGCGGAGGAGGAGGCGAGGCCAGACCUGCGGCUCGGCCCCGCCACAGCCGCGUACUGCUAGACAAGCCCACGGAGCCACGCGGGCCUUAGCCUGCCAGCGAACCUCCCGCCCCACUCCCACCCGUCGAUCCGCUCGGCCGCCUGCCCGCCCGACUCGUCCGGGGCGGCCUAGUCUGCACCACCCACCCGGCUCCUGGGGCCGCCGCCCCACGCGGUCCUGUUGGCGUCCCUGGCCGCGCCCGGCCCCGGGCCCGCUCGCUCGCCGGCACCAUGAUGGAGGAGAUCGACCGGUUCCAGGUGCCCACCGCGCACUCGGAGAUGCAGCCGCUGGAAACAAAUGGUCAAAAAUCAUGCUGUUUCUACUGUAUUAUGCCUGCCCAGGAGAUAUAGCUUUUGCCUCAUAAUUCCCAUAUUUUUCAAUCAGGACCCAGCUGCCAGCUCCAUCUCAGACGGGGACUGUGAUGGCCGGGAGGGUGAGUCAGUAGCCAUGAAUUACAAACCAUCCCCGCUCCAAGUAAAGCUGGAGAAGCAACGGGAGCUGGCCCGGAAGGGCUCCCUGAAGAAUGGCAGUAUGGGUAGCCCUGUCAUGCAGCAACCCAAGAAGAACAAUGUCAUGGCCCGGACAAGGCUGGUCGUUCCCAAUAAAGGCUAUUCUUCACUUGACCAGAGCCCAGAUGAGAAGCCACUGGUAGCCCUUGACACUGACAGCGAUGAUGACUUUGACAUGUCCAGAUACUCCUCCUCUGGCUACUCCUCUGCUGAGAUCAACCAAGAUUUGAACAUCCAGCUGCUGAAGGAUGGCUACCGGUUAGACGAGAUCCCCGAUGACGAGGACCUGGACCUCAUUCCCCCCAAGUCCGUGAACCCCACCUGCAUGUGCUGCCAGGCCACGUCCUCCACUGCCUGCCACAUUCAGUAGCGGGUAGGGCUGCCACAGUCAACGGAGCCGGGCCACCGCGGGCCAGGUCAGACAGGGCUGGGGCCGACCCCUCCCCAGCUCCUCUACCUGCCCCCCGGCCCUGCGUCCCCUACAGCCACCAACCUCGUAAAAGUCAUUGCUUCCUCCUAUGGUAGGACGUGUACCUCUGUGUGUUCAUGGAGCCGGAGAAACCAAAACCGGGUCUCUCUCCACCCCAGGGGCUGAGGAGGGGAAGGGGCUGUUUUUUCAGUUACUUGGGGGACUUUGCCCAGCACCUUGUCCACCUCCCCAAAGCUGCAGUCCAGUGGGGGAGUGGGGGGCUGGACAGCAGGAGGCCGACAGUAGUGAAGUGGGGAGAGGGAUCAAAGCCAGGGGCUUGGCCCCACCCCAGCGAAGCCAUGAAUCCUCCAGCCUAGUAAGGAAAAGGGCUUUGAGGGAGAAAGGCCCCAAGCAGUGGGGCAGGGCCCAGUACCUUAGAGCCCCCUCCAGCACCCCCUGCCAGCCCAUGUACCUAUUUGCAUCUCUCCCCUCAUCUCCAGAUGGGAAGCCUGGCAAAGUUGCCCAGUGGAAUAUUGUGCCCCACCUAUCAGAUCACUGCCUUCUUCCUUCUCUUUGCUCUAUUCACCCCUUCCUCCCUUGUUCUCUUAGUUGAAAGUAAAGUGGGUCUUAGAAAGAGGCCAGAAUUUGGGAUGGUUGGGAUGAUAUCUAUUCUCACCGGCCCCUAACCAAUUCAUCUCUCUGCCAAUAUGCCUCCCCACCCUGUCCCACUCCCAGACACACACACACACACAGUUUCUGUUCAUUGGCCUCUGUCCCAGGCUGGAAGCAGGAGGUAAGGUGGGCCUCGAAUGCCCUAUUCCCAUCUCAGUCUAGCCUAAGAUUUCAGAUCCUUCUCCCCAGUGAGAAUUUUCAAGGAAGCAAGCCUAGGAGAACACUGUGGCCGCAUGUGUGUGGCAGGGAGAGCUUGGCAGACUGUGUGUGUGCCUGAAGCUGUGCAGGUGUGCUUCUGUGUCUCUGUGUUGGACCUGUCUUUCUAAAUGUCUGUUUCUGUCAGAGAUGGUGAGGAAGUGGCUGUGUGGUCUGCUAACAGUGUGAGAGGCUGUGCAGCAGUGCAGUGGACUGAGAGCCCUGCACUGGGGGUCAGAAGCCUGGGUUCUAGUCCUGGCUCUGGCACUGUCCCUGUGGUCUUCAGCAAGCCACUUGUGUUCACUGGGUUUCAACUGUAAAAUGAGCAGCAUCUGAAAUUAUUAAUGUUCUGGAGGAAUUUUUGAUAGGCAUUUCUGUGGAGGUGUAGAGGGAACUCUCUGUAAGUCUUUGAGUACACCUGGGAGGCUUCCUGAGUUGUAUGUCCAUGUGAAAGGAGAGGGGGAAGGUCUAUGGGACCUGUGUAUGUCUGAGUGCAUGCAGAUCUAUUGGGAAUGCACGCGUGUGUCUAUGAAUGUGUAUAUGUAUGUGGGUAUAUAGUAUGUAUGUGAGUAUAUAUAGUGUAUGUAGCUAUAUGAGGUGUCUAUGAGUCAGAAUGUAUGUAUUACUGCUUCUGCUGCCAUUGCUGGAGUGGGGAAGAUGCCAGAAAAGCUGAUGAUGAAAGUCAAGAUGGAGGAGGUGAUCAAGGCCCUCCCCUGGGACUGGGCAAUAUAGACCUGCCCCCAUAUGAAGAAAAAUGAAAGCACAGUUAGCCUAAGACCGCUCAGGUCUAUGCCCCACAAACCACAUAUCCCAGGGCCAGGGUGUAUGCCCGCCAUUCUUCAGUGCUGUCAUCCCACAGCCCCUUCUCUGGAUGCCAGCCUUGGGAGGUGGGACCUGGAAGGGAGAGAGGGCAAUGAGAGGAAAGAGCAAGGCUGCUAGCUUAGGAAGGGUAGCAGCUCUCCCUGCACCACACCCAGGGGCUACCAGCUUCAAAGUGCUGAGAUGCAGCUCUCCACCCUCAAUUCCUCCAACCCACCCCUACCUCCUCUAGUACAGUGGCCCUGGUUAGAUGAAGAGAAAAUGCCAAAGGGAAGCAAGGACAGAGACGGUCCCUGUGGGGCCCACAAGGCCCAUACCAGCCCCCAUCUGUGCCCAUCUCUCUCACUCUGGUCAGAUCCCUACACCCUGUCAUCCGGGCCCCAGAGCUAAGCCUCCUACUACUGUCACCACCACCUGGGCUCCUUGACUCACCCUUCCAGAACAUGGGUACCUCCUGUUUUCCAGACAGGGCUGCCUCCAGGGCUCAUUCAGACUGCUACCUUUGCUGCUAAUUUCCCGUGUGACUAUGGCCCUCUGGCCCUGAGGAAUUAGGGAAAAGCUCCCUUUUCACAGGACAUGCCUAGUGUCUUGGCAGGCAAGGGUUUCUAACUAGAGCAGUGUACAGGUGGUGGGGAGAGGUAGGAAGCUGGCAGCCAGCACCUUCUGGGUCUAGGAAGUGUCUUGGAGGAUGAAGGGGAGGACUUGAGGCCUUAGCUUGCCCCCGCCACCCUUCCCCCUUGUAGAUACUGCCUUAACACUCCCUCUACCCUCAGCUCUGGCUGCCACCCAGCCAGGUUUCUCCGCGCUCACUAAUUUAUUUCCAGGAAGGUGUGUGGAAGACAUGAGCCGUGUAUAAUAUUUUUUUUAACAUUUCCAUCGCAGUAUUGACCAUCAUCCUUGAUUGUGUAUCGUGUAACACAAAUAAUGAUAUUAAAAGCAUCAAACAA